Eimeria mitis is the source of this 690-nucleotide messenger RNA. RefSeq lists its product as uncharacterized. The record is from RefSeq and is a predicted model, not a curated record. Lineage: Eukaryota; Apicomplexa; Conoidasida; Eucoccidiorida; Eimeriidae.
AUGAAGAGCGCAGCAGCAGCAGGGGGCAGCAGCAGCAGCAUUCUUGCAGAUCCUCGGCCAGAAGCAGCAGCAGCAGCAGCAGCAGCAGCAGCAGCAGCAGCAGCAGCAGCAGAAGCAGCAGGACCAUCAGCAGCAGCAGAAGCAGCAGCACCAGAUGCAGCAGCAGAAACAGCAGCACCAUCUGCUGCACCUCUAACUUGCAACAAUGCGCAGCAACACAAUCAGCAGCAAGCAGCAGCUGCAGCAGAAGAUGUAUACAGGCACACCCCAGCGGUGUCUUCCUUGCUGCUGCUGCCUAGCUUGACUGCUGCUGCAGCAGCAGCUGCUGCUCCUGUUGCUGCUCCUGCUGCUGCGCAGCAAACUGCAGCAGAUGCAUGCAGCACACACACACCAGAAACUCCCUUCUGGCAGCAGCUGCAGCAAGACACAGCUGUAGAGCUGCAGCUGCCGCAGCAGGUGCAGCAGCAGCUGCAGCAGCAACUGCAGCAGCAACUGCAGCAGCAACUGCAGCAACAGCUGCAGCAGCAUUUGCAACAGCAGCUGCAGCAGCAGCUGCAGCAGCAGCUUCAGCAGCAAUAUCAUGCUGCAACACAUCAGCACAAGCAGCAGCAGCAUCAGCAGCAACAGCAGCAGCAGCAGCAUACAGGCACACCCCAGCGGUGUCUUCCUUGCUGCUGCUGCCUAGCUUGA